This is a messenger RNA of Orbilia oligospora ATCC 24927, 1074 nucleotides long. RefSeq lists its product as uncharacterized. NCBI's taxonomy places the organism in Eukaryota, Fungi, Ascomycota, Orbiliomycetes, Orbiliales, Orbiliaceae. The transcript is spliced from 5 exons. The record is from RefSeq and is a predicted model, not a curated record. Gene Ontology annotation, molecular function: oxidoreductase activity, acting on the CH-CH group of donors, NAD or NADP as acceptor. The coding region runs from base 1 to 1074 and encodes 357 amino acids.
AUGACUAAAUACUCUGCAAAGCAAUGGUUCGUCAAGGAACGGUCAGGAGACAAUAUAAACGUCGAGGAAACUUUCGAAUUGGUCACGAAGGAGUUAUCAACAGAUGACCUCAAAGAAGGAGAUCUCUUUCUCAAAGCCCAUUUCUUUUCUAAUGACCCUACACAGAGGAUAUGGGUCAAUAAGGAUAGUGUCAAGGAGAGGCUUUAUAGAGCGCCAAUCGAAAAAGGGGAUCUCAUGGAGGCCUAUGGGAUUUAUGAAGUCAUCGAGUCGAGAAGAACGGGCUACGAGAACGGAGAUUUUGUACUUGCUAGAGCGUUCUGGGCUGACUAUUGUACAUUGACGCCUAUCGACUUAACGAUUGAUCCCGGGGCUACUCUGACGAAAAUAAUGGGUGAUCCAACUGAUUUUCUAACUUUGGGAAUAACGGGAAUAACCGCUUACUUCGGCCUCCUCACCGUCGGCGCCGCCACCUCAAAAGACAGCACCGUCGUCGUCUCCGUAGCCGCCGGUGCAACAGGCUCAGUAGUCUGUCAAAUCGCAAAGAACGUCCUUGGUAUCAAAAACGUAGUAGGGAUCGCCGGUUCUGAUGCAAAAUGCGAACUGCUGAAAAAAUCCUGCGGAUGCGAUUAUGCAUUAAACUACCGCUCGCCAACUUUUAAACAAGACUUCGAGGAAGCUACGAAAGAUGAUAUCGAUGUCUAUUUCGAUAACGUGGGAGGAGAGAUUUUGGAUAUGGCGCUUUUAAGGAUGAAGGAGUACGGACGGAUAGUUUCAUGUGGUGCUAUUAGUAUGUAUGAUGAUAUGAAGGGUGGGAAGGCUUCGGCGGGAAUAUCGAGAGAGGCUUGGUCACAGGUGUACUGCCAUAAGGUUAGGAUUGAAGGGUUUAUCGUGAUACAAUUUGCAGACCAGCUCCCGAAAGCACUGGCGGAUUUGGUACCUUGGCUUAUGGAGGGGAAGAUCCACUUGAUUAAAGAAAUCUGGGAUGCAAGGAUGGAAGAUGUUCCUCAAGGAAUGUUGAAGUUGUUCAAGGGUGAAAAUACUGGAAAAUUGAUCACUAAAAUUAUUCAUUCUUGA